AAACAUGAAUUCUGGCUCGACAAAAGACGACUUUUACUGAGGAAAAGCGCCAUAAACUUGUCACUGAAGAAUCAUCUGAAAAGCCAACAAAUGAGAUGCAGAGCAAGCCAAAUGCGGUUCGCACAUCUGGGAGAUUCAAAGAGCUAUUGUCAGAGCGUUUAAACAAUGCCAGCCUUCAUCUCGGCUCACUUGUCAGGAUCACGCCAGUCACAAGCAGUGUGGAGGAUUUCAGCUUCCUUGCAGCAGGGAGGGCAGUAAAUUAACCUGGAUGUUGCCUAAAUUAAGCACAGAGAUCAACUAGGAAUGCUAGUUUCAAUAAGCCUAAAGCAGUUUGGAUUUAUUUUCUGUACGAGUCAAAACCAAAGCUUUUAACCAAAGAGGACAUUGCCAAUGCAGUUUGGUAUUCACCAAAACAAGAAAAACAGAAAUACACUUUCCUGCCCCAUAAACUGUGUUGGCCUUUAAAGGAUGAGAAACAAACACAAAGCAGCUCUUGCUAAAUACUUUGGGAGACGGAAAACAAAACAGCCUCUGGAAUGACCUUUCCAAAGUGAAAUGUUUUUUUUCUCGCAUGCACCUUAAACAGGAGGAAGUUCCAUAUACAUAGUUUCCCCUCACGUCACCGUAGACUUAUGAUCUUCAAGAUAAAGAGCAGAUCCCUUUCUUGGAAGGGAAAGUAAUCUGUGGGCUGCAGACUGAGACACAAACAAAAAAGCAUGUUCUGCCGACCAAAAUAGAGGAGGAAAGGAAAGAGAAAAAUCUGGGAAGGGGGAAAAAACUGGGGAGUUUCAUUGCCCUCUGCUCCAGAUUUUUCGUUGCUGUUUUUCCAACGGGAAUUCUUCCAAAGGACGUUGGAGCUGACCCUCUGGGAGGUCCAAUUAGACUGAGAUAAACACUUCAUGAAGGAACAAAGUAAGAGUAAACUCUUUACGCCAAAUUUCAACUGACUGCUUGGGGAAGGAACACGGCUGCUGUAGGAGUCAUGCCUGGAAGAAGAAACCUGGAGUGCUGAAGUGCCUCUUGACAUUCUCAGUUUUUAGGUGAUUAAACACUGUUUGUGAAGAAAGGAUACAGGCGUAGGGAUCUGAUUCUGGAUAGUGAUGGAGAAAGGCCAUACAUCUAUCAGGAGAGGGGUGAGCUGGAGUCCAGGAGGAUUGAGAAAACCUAUCGAGUCAAAGGAAGAAAUGCAGCCCACUGAGACCGACUACAACGCAUCCUGGGAGAAGACGGGAUUUAGUAAGCAGCAUAUAAGCCGCAAAACAAAUCUGAGCAGGAGUGCCAGUUUAUCGGAGAAAGAGCUGAAGGAGGCACGGCUGAAGAGUCACAUCAUUGCUGCUCAGCUCACCAUCCCCUCCAACUCCGGCUCCAGCUCCAGGGGUGUGCAGCUUUUUAAUCGGCGCAAGCAGAGAGUGAACGCCUUCACACUCGAAAGCUGCGGACAAGGGUCAGAGGUGGACAAAACUGAGAAUGUGAAAAGUGAUUCCUUGUCCAACAAGCAAACCUGGGCAGAGAGAAGCUGUGAGGAUAAGGACACAGACCUGAACUUAAAUAAUAAUAAGUUACACUUUUUGCCACCUGCAAGCAGCCCUUCAACUGGUAUCAUAAUGGAUGAAGAAAAUAAGAAUUUUAUCAAAGGUGAAGACACGGAGAACUAUGAUAUCCAGGAAAGACAUUUCCUCCCAGUCAAAGAAGAGCCAGAAGAAGAGGACGACAUAAAGGAUAAAAUUCAUGAGGUUCUAGAGGACGAUGCUAGACACCAAACUCCUCUGGGAAGUAAUGACUCUCAUCCAGCUGUGAUGGCACAUGUUGAAAGGAAGACAGAAACAAAUGAGGGCCACCCAGUAGUUGUUCCCUCUGAAAAGCUUCUUAAUGGCUGUCACAGCACCUCUGGUUCAGAGAGGAUUUCCUUAGUCUCACCCUCCAAGCAGACGCCAGCCUUCCUCAACAGAACGGCUCGACCUUUCUUCUCACCACCAACUGUCCUCUCUCCAGAUUCAGUCAGUCCUGCUACAGACAUCCCACCUCCCCCGUCUUAUGCCACUCCUCCUCUCCCUUCUUCCACUCAACCUGUCACAUUCUCUCCUCCACCUCCACCACCAUCAUACCCAACACCUCCUCUGCCGGCCUUCACAAACCAACCUCCACAGACGUUCUACUCUGGUCCACUUCCAAUGUCUCCUCCCAUGUCAUCUCCAUGCCUUUCGCCAUCCAACUUUCCUGUUUCCCAGCACCCACCUGUACUCCACUGUGGCCCUCUGACAGCUCCAAAGCCUUCCACCUUUGUUCCACAGUCCACUGGAGAAAGGAAGCUGAUAACACCAAUCAAAACAGGAAUACUAGAAGAAGGCGCAGCCAGGAGGGCAAACAAGAAGUCAAUGUUUACAUUUAAAGAGAAGCCAGUGGUUGCUCCAAACCCUGAGCUGCUCUCUCUGGUGCAAGGAGCGGAUGAAAGAAAGAAACAUGGACACAGAUCUGUCCCUGAACCAGCACCUGAAGAGGAGUUACUGGCUUUGGGAGCAGAAGCUUCCAACUUCCUUGCGAAAGCAGAGGAAAAGACAGUGGGAGCAAGAGCCCCAGAGUGGGCAUCCUGUCUCAAAAGCUCAAAGACCAGACCAAGGCUAGACCAUCAUCCAGAGCAGAGCCUCACAAAUGUGUCAGGCAAGGGGGCUGAAUUGUUUGCCAAGCGUCAAUCAAGGAUGGAGAAAUAUGUUGUUGAGAAUCAGAAUCCAGGACAAAUUAGGUCUCCCUCCCCCACAAUGUCGUUACCACCAUCCUGGGUUUACCCAUCGAACAUGCCAGGAAGGGUCAAAGCCAUUGCCAAGAACUCCGAAGUGAGCGCACAGAUUUCGCAAAAUCUAAAGGCCCAGCAAGCCGUCAAGCAAAAACCAAAACCAAAAGUUGCAGUACCAGAGCCAGUUCCAGAACCACCAACUACUUUAGAAAAUGGUUGCUCCAAGAUAGAGAUGGACCUCGCAAGACACCGUCCCUAUCAGCUCAACUCUUCCCUCUUUGUCUUCAACCCAGUCAAGGACCCAAUAAGCACAUUAGCCAGAGGAGCACCACAAGCCAAGAACCUACUCAGCAGCCAAAGUUUUUCUAGACAAACUUCUCUACCUAACACUUCACCAUCUUAUUAUGGUAGUAUGUCACCUCAGUUGCCUCUCACCUCCCCAAGAGGAUCAGAAUACCCAGCAAAUCCAGCUUCCCCACAUGCGAGGAUCACUUCUUUGAUGUCUCCUUUUUCUCCAGAACGAGUUUCCUCCCCUCGGUCUGGAGUUCAGGCACCAAAGCCAACGUUUUCUGCCAAGAAGGCAGGAAUUACACCACAGGAAUCAGAGGAGUCAUCCCCUGUUGAAAUUACUGGUGAAACAUCCAAGACAACCAGUACACCUAGCCUAACCAGACGUUUCAGCAGCCCAGCAAACCAAGCAACUAGAAAAUGGAUCUCCAGCUCUCAAACAAGCCAGUCACCAACCACCACCAGUGGAUCUAUCUGUUCUGUCAAGUCUCCUGUCAAUUUGUCCAGUAAUGCAAGAUCCCAAUCUUUUAUGUCGAGUCAGAACAGCCAAUUUUCCUCUGUUAAUUCCACUUCUGCAUCCAGGCCCUCCCAAGCAGCUACAGUCACUUCUCCAUGCUCUCCACCUUGGGGUUCCAGAUGUCAGUCCCCAGCUGUCAGCCAGUCCUCCACUACUACCUCCAUUCCUUUUUCCAAACCCUCUGAAAACGCUAAAACCCAUUAUCCUAUUUCUCCUCCUUGGGGUUCAAGAUGCCAGUCCCCAUCUGUGAGCAAUAAUAACAAGACCUCCUCUGCUUCGGCUUUCUCCGUGUCCAGACCCUCCAUCACAUCUGUCGCCACAUCUACAAUCUCCCCUCCCUGGGGAUCAAGGUGCCAAUCCCCAGCAGUGAGUCAGAAUACCCAAUCUUCCACCUUUUCCCCUGGUCCUACAUGCAGACCUUCUCAAACUCCUCCUUGGGGAUCAAGAUGCCAGUCACCUUCCGUAAGCCAGAAUAAUCAAUCCUCCGCUGUCUCUGUUUCCCCAUCCAGACCUCUGCAAAUAUUUGCAGCCACAUCUCCUGUUUGCCCUCCAUGGAGCCCCCGCUCCCAAUCACCUGCACUGUUUCAAAGCAGCUCAUCCUUUCAAUCCACUAAUCCCCUGCACACAACAACCACUGCCUCCUCUCCACGACAACAAAAAGACAAUCGCUGCACGUCCCAGAUUGUUAACAACGUAGACUCAAAAGCAAAUCACCGUCUCCUUGCAAAGAAUAUUAUAAAUGCAGCCAAACGUAAAAACAGCCCCUCCCCUGGAGCACCGAGCAGUCACGGCCUCCCCAUUUCACCUGUGGGAAACUUUCAAAACGACUGGCAAAAACCACCAAUUAGCCCCUUCCAGCAGAGGUCCUUGGGUGCACAGUCUCCCACCUUCACCAGCCCUCCUGUCACCCCAACUCAGAGAAUCUGCUCACCUGUAAGGCUCUACAACACCCGUUCUCUGACCGACUCAGAUGCCUCUGUUGAGUCCGAGGACUCUGGGCUCAGGUCGCCUGGCCUACACUCCUACAACACCUGCCCCCGUGGCUGGGGCGGCAGCCUGCGGGUCAAAAGAAGUACUGUCUCCACUGACCUGUGAGAUUGUUAAACUACUGGAUGUUCAAUUAAAACAGAAUUUCAGCAUUCAUAGGCCCUUGUUUGGCCUUGGAAGAUAGUUUGAGUUUUGGACUGAGUUGCUUAAAUUUCAGUGAAGCUAAUUGUUGGACCUAAAUCAUAGUAAAUGUUAUAUUAAAAUAGUUUUAGGUUUCUACGGGGCUCACAUUCCUUGUAUGCACUGACAAGAACAAGUUUUUUAUGAAACACAGUUGCUGUGGCUUGUACGCUUCUGACAUACCAAAAAGUGCUCAAAAAUAAUCAAAGGUUAUAGCCUCUAUUAUACUUUUAAAACAAACACACCUUCACAGUCAUUACAACAUUAAUUAUACCGACUGGUCUGAUAAAAGUCAUAACAAGAGACUUCAGGCAUAAAACAGGCACAUCAAAUUAGUAAUAACAUUUAGCUUAAUGGGCAUUUUGCUGCUUUAGUUAAAGCAUUAUUGAUGUUUUGUAAUAGUACACUGCAUGCAAUGAUCACAUUUUACAGUUGCAUUUGAUUUCUUCUGUACUGGGUGUUAUCUUCAGGUCCCUUCAUCAUUUUCAUUUUUUUUUUUACCAUGUUUCAAUCACAAACCCUAAUGUGUUUUAGUGUAAUUUUAGAACUUUAAAAGAUUCAUGGUGGUUUUCAAAUUGAAACAAAAACUAAAAAAAAAACAAAAAACAUGCAUUUAUAUUUAAGACCCCAUGUGACUUUCUAGAAUCACAUUUUACUGCAACUAUAUUUGCAUGACUUUUGGAGAAUGUUUCUGUCUGGAGUCGAUAAACGUUGCUUCUUCUUUGCAAAAAGGCUCAAGCUCAGUUAAAUUGGAUUUAGGAUUUCUGUGGAUUUCUGUGGGCAGCAAAUUUUCAGUCACAUUUUCUCAGUUGGCUAUGGAUCUGGACUUUGACUGGACUAUGAACAUAUUUAGGUCUAAAGUUUAGAGCUAAACUAAACAACAGCCACUGCCUCCUCUCCACGAGGAGGCAGUGGCUCUGGUUGUGUUUAUUGAUGUCCUGCUGACAGGUGAAUUUCCCUAUUCUGAAGUCUUUUGUUGCCUUUAAAUGGUUUUCUUCUCAUAUGGCCCAUAUUAAGCUUUAUGCAACUUUGUAGGAACUCAGACAAGAUAUCAUUUCUGCUUAGGAAAAUCAUCCCCACAGGAUAAUGCUGCCAGCACUACGUUUCACCAUGGUGAGUAUUUGCUUAGGUUAAUGUGCAGGAUUAAUCUUCUGGAACACAUAGGACCUUCCAUGAAGGCAUAACAAUUUAAUUCUCUUUACACGUUAAUGUUUGUGGUUGUAAUGUGACCAAAGGUGAGGUCUACGAAGGCCAAUGACUUGUUUAACAAGUUACUCUAAGUUUCUAAAACUUUCUUUCAUGAUGCCCACAUUGUCAUUCUUGGUUAAUUGACUAAACUACAUUCUAACUUUACAUGAAAUCCAAUGGACAAUUUAUACAGCACGAUAACCAGCUGACAUGUAUAUAAGUUCUAUUAAAUACUGAAAUAAGUGAAUGUAUGCUUCAUAGAAAGAAGUACAGAAAAGUGGAGUGUAUUGAAAAGAAAGGACGUGGAAGUAAAGUCUAAUCGAGUAUGGUGAAAUGCUUUAAAAACUUUCUCAGAAUAUUUUCUUCAUGUUUCCUUUGCUAUCACCAAUACUUAUUGCUCUUUAGUCCAUAUUAGUAGGAUCUUUGAUGUGGAACAGAUUAAAAUAUUUGAGUCUGUUUGAAAAAGGUUUAGAGGUGAAAGUGUAUGUCAGACAAGUGGAGAAGGAGAAACAUGAUUAAAAUCUAUGGUGAAAAGGACAGAAGCAUGUUUGAAACUGAGUUAUGGUGAAAGCGAGAUCGGAAGAAUGAAUUAUAUUUCAGCUGUAUAUGAUAGUCUCAUGUACAUUUUUAGUAACUUGUAAAGUUUCUUUUUAUACUUGAAUGCACUUGUGAUCAUUUCAUUGUACAGGCAAAAUUGUCAUUAAAAGCUUGAGUUGCUAAAACAAAAGGCAAAUAAAUGUCUUACUAUGAAACUUCAACCAGUCCUGGACAAUGCUGCAUGUUAGGAUGAAGCUGGCAAUUAGUUGCGAAUGUAAGUGCUCCUAGAGUUAUGCUUCUGCUUCAGGAAGUGUAACCCUUUCCACCUUGCCUGGUCCUGCAACAGAACAACAGAUUACUUUUUCGUUCGCUGACUCACAGGCUGAAAGGAUCAGCACAUUGCUAAAUAUUUACUCUGUGUAUCUCUUGAGUGACAGGAACUUCUGCUCCUUGGUGUCCUUGCUCCUUCAGCAGGAUUGAGCCUAUCACUGUCAUGGAUAGAUUUCAGCCGAGGUCACCUCUGGGCAGCCUGCACACAUCCUCGAACAGAUACCAAGAAAACACAUCAUGACCUGUUUAAGUUUGCUUAUAGGUUUUAUGGAUACCUGACUGUGUCACUGCAUUUCCUGAAUUCAACUCAUUUUAUAUCAUAACACAAUUAAUAAACUGAUGCACAAUAAAACAUCUGUUGAAAAUG
This is a messenger RNA of Xiphophorus couchianus (Monterrey platyfish), 7125 nucleotides long. It is a transcript of the gene synpo, whose product is annotated as synaptopodin. Gene Ontology annotation, biological process: positive regulation of actin filament bundle assembly. The record is from RefSeq and is a predicted model, not a curated record. The transcript has 4 exons. Gene Ontology annotation, molecular function: actin binding. Gene Ontology annotation, cellular component: actin cytoskeleton; nucleus; Z disc. NCBI's taxonomy places the organism in Eukaryota, Metazoa, Chordata, Actinopteri, Cyprinodontiformes, Poeciliidae. Bases 1101 to 4631 code for a protein of 1176 amino acids.